This is a messenger RNA of Aspergillus brunneoviolaceus CBS 621.78, 1920 nucleotides long. RefSeq lists its product as uncharacterized. The record is from RefSeq and is a predicted model, not a curated record. The transcript is spliced from 2 exons. The coding region runs from base 1 to 1716 and encodes 571 amino acids. NCBI's taxonomy places the organism in Eukaryota, Fungi, Ascomycota, Eurotiomycetes, Eurotiales, Aspergillaceae.
AUGGAUUUGUCCCGCCUAACUCGACCCGCGAUCCUGUGCCAGUGCUCGCGAUGCUCCAGCUCUCUCGCCGCCUUGGAGAACGAGUGGGCGAAGCUUUCGAACUCCUACUCUAUAGCGGCGGGGUGGCUGAGUGUCGAGCUGCAUCGCAUUUCUAUCUCCUCGGAAAAGAAGCAGAUCCCCCAGUCCUCGGAGUUGAGCAAAUUGCGGGGUCGCAUCCUACAGGAAGUCUCCUGCAAGCUUUGCCAGCAAAAGCUGGGUGCGCUGUGUGCCCUCGACAAUGGUCCAAACAUCUUCUGGAAGCUUUCCAAAGUGUCAUUCAGGGAGAUCGUGACCAUGCGUACCGUCGAACCUACCUUCAAAGAUGGAGCGCUCGAACGUCUGAUAUGCCCACCACAGGAACAACGACGAGAUAGGGCUCCUUUUCAGCCAGGCGCUUUGGUCCCGGCCGGAUCCACGGAGCUGGAGAGUCAUGGGAUCUCGGUGGAACAACAGAUUCAACAUCAAGGUCUUAGCCUUGAUCAUAUUUCCAGCUCGGUCAGCAACCUCCACGAUACCAUGUUCGAACUCAAACAUGCAUUUACCGCCCUACGUAUUGAGUUGAACGGCCCCGGUCGCUUCGGUCCAGACAUGAACAGCCCUGCUAGCAAGGACCUGAUGAUCGCGACGGUGUUGAAGGAGCUCCGAUCGAAGUCCGAGGAGAUCGAAAGACUCAAAUUGGAGAUUGAAGCCUUGAAGUUGAAGAACCGCUACGUGGAGGAACAACAAUCGGCUAGACAGCAGGAGCAACUGCCCCCUUCACUACCGAUAUUGACUGUAGGCGAGAUGCUACCGGAAGUACGGAGUCCAGGACUACUGCAGGGGAGCAGGAAGCGGCCGUGGCCCGACUCGUUCCCAAGUGGUCGAACGCAGCCGAUCGGGGACUCGUUUGACGAUGACGAUGACGACGAGAGUAUCGGCGACUUUGCUCUGGAUGGUAGGAAUACUAUACCGGCCGUCAAGAUUCCACUCAAGGAUCCACCCCUCCGGAAUUCAGAAACAGUCCAUACGACGGAUACUACGACCCGCGAACCAAGCCCCUUGGGGUCCCCUCGAUUGCGCAUCGAAGUUAGCCACUCUCGACAUCAAACACCGCACGACGAUCACAAUAUGGACGGAAGCCUGGAAGCUUCUACGAACUCGCAGCCAAGGGAGCCAGUCGUCAAACGGCCCCGGUUGGCUCAACCGGCCGAUAAAACUUCCACCAGCGCGAGGAAGGCAGGCCGGCCCCGCAAGUCAUUCAGCCAGACCACCAAACCUGACAUUUUCUCUCACCUCAAGCCCGCACCACUUGCCGAACAAAACACCAACAACAUCAACGGAGCCAACAAUCCCAAGGAAACGGCUUCUCUCGCCGCCACCAGCCCCAGUGAACCAGCCCCGGGCCAAGAGCCUCGCCGGACACGCUCUCGGAGCCUUCGAAGACGGCAGUCUGCAAAUAACCUAUUCUCCGCGCCAGGCCAGUCACUCCCCAACGGCAAACUGAAUAAUGGCGAAACCUUUAACUCAACCGAGCCGAAACCACCCAGUGCCGGCAAAGAAAACCCUCCUGUUGCCAUGAACGACAUCCAGGCCACGGACACUAGCGAGAAGCGCAAGGCCCAGACCGCCGCGCGCGACAUCAUGGUCCGACUGGCCAUGCAACGCGAGGAGGCCAUGGAAACCGAUACUUCUCGAUGAAAUAUCGGUGAAGGCGGGAAUUCCCUCAGAUUGCCUCCUCCUCUUCGCUAACAAAACAUUUUUCGAUUCAACCCUUCCUGUCCUUUUAAGAACCCCAAGCUUGGCCUUCCAAGGUUACGCCAUGCUUUUUCUUUUGUUUUCUUCGGCGCACGAAAAGUGUUCCCUUCAGUUUUCUCCUUACCGGCGUAUCGGUGAAUAGGUGGG